CAGACGUUUCGUUACCCGACUAGGUAACAUCAUCAGUGCUGCUGUUUGCACGUGUGGAUGACAGCUUCUGCCUGCCGGGGUUGCAUCCAUGAAGGCCUCAGCAGGGUUGGGAGCUCCGUUGCAACGCAGAGGGAGAGCCUGUAGGAUCAAGGCCACGGCUUCCUACGUGGACGAAUCCCUCUUCGGCAGCCACAGAAAGUGCCAGCCCGCCGGACCGGAGUUUGAGCCACCCUGGAGGGAUGGAAAGACUCGUGGGCAGAGACCCCUGCUGUGGAGUCCGGAGACCACGCGGGUGGAUUCCAGUCCCUUGAAUUCCCCCCCGCCAGCUAGCACCCCACGGAAGAGAAACAAAUACAGGCUGAAAAGCCACACGCCGUCCUAUUGCGAUGAGACGCUGUUUGGGUCAAAGUCAGGAGGACAAGAAUGGGCAGCAUCGUGGGCAGCGAGAGAAGAUGUGGCCAAGCUCCGCCCUUUGCUCUGGACUCCGCCUUCGGCUCCAAGAGACCCACCAGCCCUUUUCCAUCAUCCGAAGGAGAUCCCCUUCUCUCAGGGGAAGGACAGAUUGGAAGCAAACCACGGAGUAGGAACCUCUUUGGGGAAGCAGCCUGAGAACUAUUCAGACACCGUCACGCACGGCAUGGGAAGACCACGUUCCCAGUCCCUUACGAGGCUGGGUCAUACUUCGGAUCGAUUUCAUCCAGCGAGGUCAAUUAAACAGCAGGAUCAACGCACACUCAGUGGUUCUUUGAGCGCUCUUCCCACUCCACGUUCAAAGGGGCUGCCCGUUUUGUCUGCCCGGCCAAAAAGUUCACGUAAAGAAAAGCCCCCUUGGAAAUAGAGCGGCCGGAUGAAUCCUGUAAAUGGAGUCUCACUAAAUCAGUGUUUCUCCAGCUUGGCACCUUGAAGAUGGGUGGGCUUCAUUUCCCAGAAUUCCCCAGCCAGCCAUGCUGUAUACCGUAUACAGAAUAAUUGCAUCGAUGGUGGUUUCUUCUCAUCCAUGUUUCUUUGGAGGCCCUUUGAUGGUAGCUAGUUAACCAACAACCUUUCUCUGUGUGGGCAAGAUGUGUGGGGCACGAACGAUGCAAAGAGAUCUGAUUGUGAGGCUGAUUAAGUGAUGAGAACCGAUGGUCUGUUUUUGCACCAUUAAUCCAGGAGGUCCCCAUUUUUCUGGCAUUACGGAUAUUCAUACAACAGGGCGGGUCGUGCCCCCCACGGCAAUUGCUAAACACCCAGGUUAUUGGAAAGCAAGCCAGUGGGUUUGUUCUCUAAGGUUGCUUAUGAUGUCUGCAUGAGACUUAGAGCGUUACGGUCAAUAUAGAUGACGUUUCAGCCUGAUGGUUUGCUUUACAGUAUCUUAGCUUCCUGUAUACUUUUUUAAAAAAUUAAAGUAGUGCUUAAAGCAAAGUCAGGUGGGGCAAAUAGCCUGGCUAGCACUAAGAGAGGUGUUUAUGGCUACCACUGUGCUUUGCUUCGUUGCCAUUAGUGAAUAAGUAGCGGUUGGCUAAGUUGACAUAACACGCGACCUUAUAAACAAACCACUUUUUCCGUUGCUGUUUUGCUUACCGUGCUGGGUGAAUCCAGACACUAACCCCCCCCCCUUUUUUUUUUCCUUCUGCAUUUCUGGGAAAGUGGAGGGGAAAAGAAUUUUUUCUAAGCGGAGGGAGAUUUUCUUCUCUUCCAUUUCAGCAUAUGGCGUUUCCCCUGCCUUAUGAGGGAGGGGAAAAAAGGCAGAGCAAACCGACACUGGGACAGUGUGAAAUGAUAAUAAAAUGGUGAAGUU
Molecule: messenger RNA, 1780 nt
Organism: Python bivittatus (Burmese python)
Lineage: Eukaryota; Metazoa; Chordata; Lepidosauria; Squamata; Pythonidae
Gene: RITA1
Product: RBPJ interacting and tubulin associated 1
Biological process (GO): Notch signaling pathway; negative regulation of Notch signaling pathway; nuclear export
Cellular component (GO): nucleus; cytoplasm
Molecular function (GO): tubulin binding
Source: RefSeq, a predicted model, not a curated record